This is a messenger RNA of Durusdinium trenchii, 2433 nucleotides long. The record is from the annotation of a GenBank genome assembly. Lineage: Eukaryota; Dinophyceae; Suessiales; Symbiodiniaceae.
AUGUAUUGCUAUGUGUUAUUUAGUUGGUGGUUUGAAACUGCAUCAUGGAAAUACUUGUCGGUGGCCUUCCUGGAAGGUGUGGAGGACGAGGGCGGCUACUCCUAUGAUGCCUCGGAUGGUUGGGGCCGUAGCCCAUUACAUGAAGCAGUGGAGCUCGGGCACCUAAAAGUGGUGGAGGCAAUUUUAUCCUGGAAUGGCUCCGCACAGUUGGUGUCCGCCCCGGAUGAACUGGGCUGGACUCCACUGCAUUGGGCUGCACUCAAAGGAUCUCGGGAGAUUGCCAAGAGUUUGAUCGAGGCCAAGGCUUCGGUCAACGCCAGGGAGAAUGAAUUUCACUGCGAGCCAUUGCAGUGGGCUGCCCGCCGAGGCCACGUGGAGCUUUUACGGCUCUUGCUCUCGGCCGGCGCCAAUGCCUCCUAUCAGGACUUGGAGAACCGCACUGCUGCCGAUUGGGCCCAGCUCACAGGGCAGCAGUUGGCCUUUGGUUUCCUCCUAGGCAUCCAUCCCACGUCGUUGGAUGAGACACAGGAGGAGGCUUACAACAUGAGCCGCUUGCAUGCCGCAGUGGCCAAGAAUAACCUCACAGAGAUCCGUCGACUGCUAGAGAGCAACGAAUCUGAGAAGCUUUUGGAAGACUUGGACGCUUGGGGAAGAACGCCUCUGAUCGCUUCGCUCCAAUUUCCUUGUCGCCAUGGCUCUGCUGCAGCGGAGUUGCUUCUGGAGGUCAUCAGUAACAAUAGCGAGACCACCCCGUGGAGCACGAAAACCGGCAUGACGCGACGGUCCUUGGGUCCUGACCAGGACGGCCGUGACCCCCUUCAUUGGGCAGCGCUGGCAGGGUAUCAUGAACUGGUGCAGAUCUGCUUGAAGCUCAUCGAGAACCGCGAGCCCGACCGGUGGGGGGAUCUCCUCUUGGACACGAAGGUGGCCGAGGUCGACAGCUCCGCCGUGUUCUCUCAAGAGACGGCUCUCCACCUAGCAGCGAAGGCUGGACACCAAGAUGUGGUGACAAAGCUUUUGUUGCGUGGGGCACCGUUGGAUGCAGAAGAUCGUUUGCUCAGACGCUCAGACAUUGUGAAGAGUGGAGGACAGCCCUUGCACUACGCCAUCCUGUUGGGGCAUACGGAGAUCUCCAAUGCACUCCUCAAGGCUGGGGCUGAUGGAAUGGAGAAGGACAUGGAUGGCUUCAGCCCUUUGUCCUUCGCGUCAGCCGAGUCUGAUGAAGAUGCCAAGCUCGCUGAAGAGGCCCGGCUCGCGGCUCGUGGCACCCGAUGCGGUGGCCGUCACACGGCCGCCUGGGAUAUCCCCCGUUGCAUCCCGCGGGCCGGUAUGGAUUGGUCACUGUGGCCCUAUGCAGGCAUCCGAGCCUAUGUGGAUGGCCAGCUUUGUGGCUUCUCCGCCAGCCUGAAGCAGUCGCUCUUUGAUUUCCAGGUGCAUGAGAUCGACCCUGAUGGACAUGAACUGCACCUUCUGGAUGACGAGGGGCGACCGGAGGCUCCCAACGAGGGGAUCUGGUAUUUGCACUUCCGGCUUUACAAAGAAGGGAUGGACACCUUGGAAGCUUUGUCUCGCGUGGGAAAAGCUUUGGGGCGGCCGCCUCGGCACUUCCGCUUCGCAGGGCACAAGGACCGCUGCGCGGUGACAGUACAGCAAGUGAGUUGCAGCUCCUUGCGGCCACAAGAGCUCAGACAUGCAAUGCAGCAGGAGGAGUGGGACUCGCGCUUGCAGCUCUCCCACUUGCAGAUCAAGCGUCGACCACUGCACCUCGGCGACCUCUCAGGGAACCGCUUCCAGGUGGUCCUCCGUCACGUGGACCAGGAGGCUUCACUGGUGGAAGCACAUCUUCACAAGUUGGAGGAACAUGGAUUCCUGAACUACUUCGGGACUCAGAGGUUUGGAACUCAAGUGAUUCGCGGUUACCAUGUCGGGUCGGCUCUCCUGAGCCACGACUUUCCUCGAGCUGUCCGUCUCAUUCUCGGGGAUGUCCGCGCCCUUCCCGAGCGAUCGGAAGCGCCGGAAUGUCCGGAGCUCCGGUGGGAUGAGGCUGCGCAGGAGGCACAGCAAAGAGUCCUUGUGGCAUGGCACCGUGGACCUCAUGAAGUGGCAGAGGCUGCCAAGGAGGCCUUAGACUUGAUGCCCAGGCGUUACCACUUGGAACGAGGAGACACUGCAGAACUUGCCGCGGCAGCUGCUCAUGCUGUAUGUGAAAUCAGCGCAAAGUUUGCUGUUCAACGAGGUCCUCUCCCAGUGCUCUGCCCACCGCCCCGCCGUGGGCGACUGGGCGGUGCCAAGAGGUGCGAUGCGGGGAGGGCACGGCGCGCCCACGCAGCUCACGGAGGAGUGCGUCGCAAGAGUGGAUGGGUCCUGGGAGGUGGUCUUGCCCUUGCCUGGUUCCACCAUCCACUACCCGCCUGGGCUCCGUGGGCUCUAUGA